Molecule: messenger RNA, 2047 nt
Organism: Aureobasidium subglaciale EXF-2481
Lineage: Eukaryota; Fungi; Ascomycota; Dothideomycetes; Dothideales; Saccotheciaceae
Exons: 3
Coding region: 1-1905 (634 amino acids)
Molecular function (GO): iron ion binding; monooxygenase activity; oxidoreductase activity, acting on paired donors, with incorporation or reduction of molecular oxygen
Source: RefSeq, a predicted model, not a curated record
AUGAUGCCUUUCGUGUGGUUGGCAGUCGCCUCCCUGGUUGGUAUCUACACUGUCAAUUAUUACCGCUGCUACACUCGCAACCUCGCCGCAGCCAAACAAUCGGGUCUGCCCUACAUAGUAGCACCGAUCUAUGUGUUCAAUAGAUUCUGGCUUGUGACACACAAACUCUGGAUCCCGUUACUGGAAAAACUCCCCAAGUCUUGGACAGAUCCGUGGUUACAGUUCCUGGAUCCGGAGUGGACUUGGUUGAAGAGACACGAGCCAUUCAAGGCAAUCGGGAGUGACAUAUUCCUUGUGUGCUCGCCGGGCAAGAACUCGGUGUAUGUUGCCGAUCCAGAGGCAACCACACAGAUUGUUACUCGACGAAAUGACUUCCCCAAGCCAAUUGAAAUUUACGGCUCCGUUGAUCUGUACGGCAAGAACGUGGUGAGUACAGAAGGUUCGAUAUGGCGCCACCAUCGCAAGAUCACAUCUCCGCCGUUCACGGAAAAGAACAACCAUCUCGUGUGGCAAGAGAGUCUGCAUCAGGCCCAAAGUAUGAUGGCUUCUUUCCUUGACAAGGAUUCUGAAGGUAAGAGUACUGUGUAUGACAUUGCCGCUGCCACUAUGCGCCUGAGUUUGCAUGUCAUCAGUCGUGCUGGCUUUGGCAGACGUCUGCUGUGGCCGCAUGAAGAACUCGAGGAGAAUGGGCAAGCCGGAGUAGUACCCGAGGGUCACACAAUGACCUACAAAGACGCGUUGAGCACAUUACUGGAGAACAUUAUUGCCGUCAUGCUACUUCCUAAAUGGUUCCUGGCGAACUCACCAUUCAAGAAGAACAAGAUCGCAUACGAGUCCUACACUGAGUGGGGCAAGUAUAUGCGAGAAAUGUACCAGGACAAGAAGGCCGAGGUCCAAGCAGGCGAAAGGCGUGAUGGCAUGGAUCUUAUGGGAGCCCUCGUAAGCGGUGCAGGUAUCAAGCCCGACCAAGAUCCAGAAAAGGCCGACAAGCAACUACUCAGCGAUAGCGAGAUUCUGGGCAAUGCUUUCGUCUUCAUCCUGGCCGGUCACGAGACUGCAGCAAAUACUCUCCACUUCGCUAUGUUAUAUCUCGCCAUGAACUGGUCGACUCAGGAGAUGCUUCAGAAGGAUCUGGACGAAAUCUUUGGCGACCGACCAGUUGACCAGUGGGACUACGAGCAGGAUGUACCAAAACUGUUUGGUAGCAUGUGUGGCGCCGUCAUGAACGAGGAGCUCCGUCUGAUUCCACCUGUUGUCGGCAUUCCAAAGUGCACGCUCAAGGACUCGCCUCAACCACUUAACCUCAAGGGUCGCCGCGUGAUCAUACCCGAGAGCAGUGCAAUCACUCUUAUCACGGUCGCAUCUCAUCGCAACCCCAAAUACUGGCCAACAACUUGCGGAUCCAAUGCCUCAGAAGCUGAGAUUGAAAAAGACCUAGCAUCCUGGAAGCCUCAGCGAUGGGUUCUGGAUCCGUCAAAGUCAAACUCACCCGCAGCACAACAACAGCAGGCACAGCACUCUGACCCUGAAGAAGACAUCGGCGGCCCGCAGUCAUCAGAUACGUCGUCCCAUCUCUUCAACCCUGAGCGAGGAGCCUUCAUUCCCUUCUCCGAAGGCUACCGCGCAUGUCUCGGUCGUCGCUUCGCUCAAGUCGAAGUCCUUGCCGUUCUGGCUGCCAUCUUCCGAGAAUACAGUGUUGAGCUGGAUCUGGAUAAGUACGCAAGCAAAGACGAGCUGGCGGCUAUGGAAGAGGCAACACGAAGACAGACAUGGGACAAGGCAAGGGACACAGCCGAAGGCUUGCUCAUGAAUGGCAUGAUGACCAUCAUCACUAUCCAAAUGCGCAGCGGCAAGGUGCCUGUCAAUUUUGUCAAGAGAGGUAGUGAAAAGUACAAGUACAAUUGAUCGUGGGCGGAAAGAUGAGACCGUUGUUCAAAGCGCAUCAUUUGUAUUUAUGAUGCGGAUUGAGGCAUUAUUGCGUGGUCGCACCAUGCUUGUUUAUAUUGGACAUGAUUCGAGCCUAUGGCUAUAUUCCAUCACGAGCACA